GAUACCCCCUUUAAUGUCCCAUACUUUCGCAUCUACUCGUUUCGUUGCUCUUUGGUUUCCAGCAUGUCUCGUAGAUCCUCCUCCUCGACCUUGCCCGAGCACAACGACGUAAUGCUCACGCCGGACAUCCUCAUAGGUGCCCUGCAUGACCUUUCUACUCGCCUUCGACAGUACUUCCCUUCUACCGUGCGCCUGGUCGUUCACGGUGGAGCCAUAAUGGUCCUCCAUCCCAUGCUCGCGUGCCGCGGAGGAACCCGCGACGUCGACUUCAUCAAACGCUCGUUCGAAGCCGAGUGGAUCGCGCUUGGUGUAACUGACGCUGGUGCCCGCCUGGCCACCUGCAUCAAGGCCACCGCGCGCAAAUUCCAUCUCGGCGCGGACUGGAUGAAUUCUGCCGCGGACGUUGCACUCCCCAUGGCUUUUGACGCAUAUGGAAAAACAUACGACCCCAUCUAUACAGAUGCCGUAUCCCCCGCGAACAUGAGUAUUAGCACUCUCUUCACUUCCCCCGGCCUCGUCAUCAUUGGCGUGAGCUGGGCUUGGAGUAUUGCGCUCAAGCUCGUGCGCUACGACAAACAUGAUCCGCAGGACAUUGCGAGCAUCCUCCGGCUCGGACGCAAUCAGCGGAACGUCAAGUGGACUCGUUCCCUGCUCGAGAGCUGGCUUGUCCAGGAAUGCGGCGCUAUGGGAUACGCUGCCUACGCGCCAUGGCAAAUGGAGGCCCUCAGAAAAAAGAUGCGCAACGCCAUCGAACUAGCAUAUCACCCCCCUCCCGCCGUGCCUCAACUUGGUCCUGUCCGAGUGUAUUGAGCUGCGCGUGUGGACUGCUGCUAGAUAUACUUUUCCAUCAUACUCCUGUUCCGCGGCCUGUUUCGGUCUGCUUUUUGUAUCGUUAUCAUUUUCUUUGCUGUUGUCCUUGCUCUGUUGCUAGUUGCUCAGACUCCCUUACCUCGACGCUUCGCCCUUCACGCGCCAUCCUCCACGCUAUCCCCAUCCCCUAUUCCUCGCCCACGUUACCCUAGUAUUACUGCUGAUGAUUCUACCACGGACAUUAUACCCUAAUGCUACCACGGUAGUCACGACUGGUACGAUACUACAUACGACUCCUGUUCAUACGAUUGUUGCUACGAUUUCACGACCCCGUUAU
This is a messenger RNA of Dichomitus squalens LYAD-421 SS1, 1147 nucleotides long. RefSeq lists its product as uncharacterized. Bases 64 to 810 code for a protein of 248 amino acids. The record is from RefSeq and is a predicted model, not a curated record. NCBI's taxonomy places the organism in Eukaryota, Fungi, Basidiomycota, Agaricomycetes, Polyporales, Polyporaceae. The transcript is spliced from 2 exons.